AUGCUGCCAGGAAACAGCUACGAACAAGCGCCGCAAGAUGAUCAUGAAUUCCAGAUUCUCGCACCUUCAACAGAAUGGGGCGAAGAGCCCGUCGCUGGAUUGAACAUCUCAGGAUUGUCGAAACAAGUCAAGCGUGUGCCAGUUGGCUCGAAAGGACAGUCUUUCACAAGCACAGAUGCUUCCACGAGCACGGCUGCAGCGCCAGAUUCCUUGGUGUUAGGCUCUAGUCGCAGCACUCCUUAUCAAAAUACUCCUUCCCCUGGCGAAGAUGCGAAAUCCUUUAGGUCACAUCAAUCAUCGUAUAGCCGACUCAAUCAACAGACCUCGCAGGACUUCUCCCCAGAAGUUGGACUCUUGCAUACUCACACCAAGUUCGAUGAGAAUUGUCCAACGCACGGCGACAUCUUGACAAGCCCAUGGUCCUGGUGGACCAUAUCCUUAUUGGCCCUGGCAGUUUACUCGACGGUAUUCUCGGGCGUUUUUCUCGGCAUCGCUUUUGCAAAACCACGAUGGGACCAAAGGAUCGGGACCAACGGACAUCUCUCCUAUGGUAACGCCACUCUUCUCUCGGCCCUCCUGUCAAAGACAGUCGAGUUAUCGUUUGUUACCAUCUUUGUGGCGCUGCUCGGACAGAUCUUGAGCCGCCGCGCAUUUGCAAGGACGGAGAAGAACAGCGGCAUCAGCAUCGCUGAAAUGACCAUGAGGUCGUGGGUCAUGCAACCAGGCACACUUAUCACGAACUGGAUAGUGGUCCGAUACGCUGCCUCGACUGUCCUCGGCAUCAUGGUCCUGAUCGCUGUCUUAGCUGCGACCUUCUACACUACCGCCGCCGAAGCCUUGGUGGCGCCCAAGCCCAAAUUUGGGCCACUUGAAGAUCGAACUCUUUGGGGGCAGGUGGCCGCCUCUUACGCCAACUCCAUCUACCUGGCUCAGACCUGCGAAACGCCCGUCCCGGAAGAUCCUGACCCAGAAGGCGUGGGUCCGCACCCGGAGGGCGAUACUUGUCUACAGAUCGACUACGCGGGACAAAGCUUCCACAACUUCAAAACAUUCAUGUCGGAAUGGCGCGAGAGAUUGGACGUCGGCAACAUCAGCUCAAACCCUAGUUCUAUCGAUAGUCGCCCUGCACCGGUGGCCACGUUGUUUGACAACACGACAGUUGAUGGACAGUGGAUCACUCCGAGCGGUGAAAACAUCACGGCCGACUCCAAGCGCUGGGGAAGGCUCGUGCAAAACGUCACACUGGCGAUGCCUCAUGCGAAUUUGUUCAAUGCUGCUCGAGAUCCGAAGAACCAUAUUUUGCAGCCAGAAGAUCUUCAGGGGAAUGGAGAGUACUUUAUCCAGGCUGCCAUCCCGGCGCCUCUGAUCAAUGUUCUGUGUGCAGGCAUGUCUACGGCCGAGUUGCAGCCCAUGCUUCACAAUUCGGCGGAUCUCCCGGACCCGGCCAAUUAUUUCCCGCAUCCCACUGUUGUCGAUGAUAUAUUCCAGUUUGGGAACACUUCGGCCGGCGGUCUUCAGCAGGCACCUAUCUUCCCGAAACUGCCAAUCGCAUACAACACGCUGGGGUUCAUCUCCAGCAGCUACGGAUAUUAUGCUAUUUAUGUCCUCGCAGCUCCUCCCCCGGUGGAAAGUUCAGAGUACGUCCCGACGGCUGACUACGUCUUGUGCUCGAUCCGAUCUGCCCAGUAUCGCGACUGCACCACGUACUACCGCGUCGCCCAGUCCGGCGGCCAGCUCUCGGUCGAGUGUGAAAAGAGCCCUGGGAACACGCUUCCUUACGUCGACGCGGUCAAGAACGCCCCAAUCGGGAACUGGAACGAAGAUUGGAAAGAUGUCGGCUCGGAAUGGCUCCGGUCCCUCUCUCUGACCGCCGGGGUCAACAACGCCAACGCUUCGAGCGCGCGACUCCUUAGCCAAAUGAUUCCAGCAUGGUCCGACGACAUCGACAGCAACCCGACGAUCUUGACCCCGGACAUGCCCACGAUUGGCGAGGCCUUGGCUGUGCUGGCCGCCGAAACAGCUCUCUUAUCUUCGUCCAACUCCCCCUUUGUGCAUUUUUGGAACUACUCGCUGCCGAUCCUCGAGGAGCCGCAGUACCAGAAUUUCGAGGCGCGGGUGAGCUACAAGGACUACGCGUCAGGCGGGACACAGACGUGGCAGAAUCUCUUCUAUGUCAUCCUCGUCGCCGUGUUCUUGCUCAGCAGCUUCAGCCUCGUUUACUUGCUGUGGACCUUUUGUCUGUUGGGCAGGGUGACCGACUACACAGAACCCCAAAACAUGUUUGCACUGGCCAUCAAUUCUCCGCCGUCAAACACCAUGUCCGGCACCUGUGGCGCAGGUCCCAGCGGCGGCCUGCUGGCCAAGAAGUGGCAGGUCGACAUGCAGACGGCGGGAGCGACGAGUCCUCGCGACCGGACCCAGCACCCGCAUUUCUACGUGCGCUGUCGCGAGGACGGCGUGCCGGAUCGUUCGAGCACGCGUAGGAAGAAGCGCAGCAGGCCCGCGACGAUCAGCUCCGUCUCCAUCGCUGAGUCCCCUGCCGUCGAGCAGUAUAUGCGUCUGGCUGGGAAACCUUAG
This is a messenger RNA of Fonsecaea multimorphosa CBS 102226, 2577 nucleotides long. RefSeq lists its product as uncharacterized. The transcript has a single exon. The coding region runs from base 1 to 2577 and encodes 858 amino acids. Lineage: Eukaryota; Fungi; Ascomycota; Eurotiomycetes; Chaetothyriales; Herpotrichiellaceae. The record is from RefSeq and is a predicted model, not a curated record.